AUAUCCAACUGGUAUAUCUAAAGCUAACAGAGUCGGGGUCGUCAUCGCCAAUAAUGGCGGUUUCCGGCGGCACGACUAUCAAAGGAUAUAGACAUGGAGUCGACCGACUGUUAAACUGUGAUACAAGUCUGUGAAUGCAACACGGAUACACAUACCUUUAAAUAUUCGUAAAGGCAAUCGUUCUAUUUCACGUUUUCGUGAAUAAACGUUUUACACAGAUAAAACUAAGUUAGACAAUCAAACAUUAAUACGUUUCGUGGGAUGUGGUUCUUCCGCAUUUGUGAAUAGUCAAACAAUUUUCGAUGCGAGACGUGUGUAGUGUUUCUCAAAUGGAGUUGACUGUACAAUCGUGAUUUUCGGCUUCUAAUAGACUGACCGCAGUUUACACAACAUCGCAGAAAAAGGAAUUAUUGUCCGUUCCAUUUAAACGUGCGAUCCUUCCAUAAAAAUUACCAUAUCAUGGCCUCGUCAAAUAGAGGUAUACAAAUUGGUUCGGCCUGGUAUCAAACUAAAAUUAACCUAAGACCACAGCAUCGUGGCGUACAUCUUGUCACCGAAGAAAUUUUAAGACAAAUUCCAGAACUGUAUCAGUUCUCUGUUGGUCUUUGUCACAUACAGAUUCUUCAUACAUCAGCUAGUUUAGCAUUAAAUGAAAGCUGGGACCCUGAUGUAAGAGAUGAUAUGGAAAUGAUGCUUAAUAAAAUAAUUCCUGAAGGAUUAGAGUAUCGACAUAACUGUGAAGGUCCAGACGACAUGCCGGCACAUGUAAAAGCAUGCUUUUUGGGAUCUUCAUUAAGUAUUCCAAUUACGGAUGGGAAGUUAGCCCUUGGUACAUGGCAAGGUAUUUGGUUUUGCGAACAUCGUGAUCAAGCUGGAAGUCGCAAAUUAAUUAUAACAUUGACCGGUUGUCUCAGGGAUUCAGCACGUAGCCCUUUAAGUCCUGUCAGCCCUAUUGCUUCUACUAGCAGCUAGGACCAAUCACACCCCCAAAGGUGUGGCAAACGUCAGCUGCACAUAUCUACUUCUAGUGAUUCAAGCUAGCAGCUGCUUAAUUCUAGAGAAAACCUAAGAGUAGAGUCCAAGGAAGAGUGAGUGGAUACUAUGUAAACAUAUAAGGAGUGUAUAUAUGAGUCUUUAUAUUGAAAAAAUAGCUGGGAAUUUGCUUAAUUUUUAGAGUCAUACUUUAGAUAUUCAAUUAAAUCAUUAUACAAUUACAGGAACAGACUAUUUUAUUUUUUAAUUUCUUUUUACAUCUGCUUUUAAGAAUAAACUGCUUUAAAUUGAUAAAAAAACAUGCAUGCACGUAUUUGAGUGAUCCAUGCAAUAAGUUCUGGUUCAUUAUUUAUGUUUCAUGCAUAAUUGAAUUCAUUUAAUAAAAUUACAAAAGGUACAAAAGUCAAAGUUGGAUGUUUAAUCUAGUAACGAUAUAUUGCAGUUACUGUGCAAUAAAGUGUUCCAUACCAAAAAAAUCAUGACAGAUAUAAGUUAUACAUACUUUAGAGAAAUGCAACGUAAUUACAUUAGUAUCCUAUACUCUUUCUCGUUACUCUUAGAUACAAAUAAUCUAAUGCAUUCUAAUGCGUCCAGUACUCCGAAUUUAAUUAUAUAUAGCUUUAUUUAAGAGACCCUUUUACAAAAAUAGUAAAAUUUGCCAAGAAAAUUAUACAGACAAGUGCUGGUCUGAAAACUUGCAUUCUUUUUUAUAUCGUGCAAGAUAACCAGCUUUAAUACAUUCUUUGUUAUAACUUUCUAAUUCGCUGCUUUUCAUAGUGCUGCUAUUUCUAAUGACGUUUCCAUUACACUGGGGGUGUACAUAGAAAGGUAUUUCUCAACAAAUUCAAUAUCAAAAUUCUUUGCUGUGCUAAUGCAUUUCUGCUAGAAGUAAUUCCAAAAUCUUAAAAAUAAGAUGCAUUUACUGAUAUGUGUGCAAAUUAAGAACCAUUAAAAGUUCCAAGAUUAUACAGCAAUGAUCUAUAUUUUGCAUUUGUAAGCAAAACUUGGCAUUUUUAAAUCUAAACAUCCUAGUGUAAUAUAAAAUGAUGCAUACAUUCCUGCAGAGAUCUAGCACUGCAAAGAGCUAUAAUAAAAAUAGCAUUCUCAUUACGUUUAUUAUUAACCAAAGGUUAUUGUGAACUUGUAAAUGUAUCUAAUAUAAAAUUAAGCAAGUUGAUGUUAGUCAGUAAUAUUAUCCAUGUAUAGCGUAAACAAUCGUCCAUUCAUCGAUUAAUGGAUACGCUUUGUAAAAUAUCUAAUCCAAUAAUCCAUAGCUUAAAUAUCAACGAGUUAUAACAUUUCGUCUAUAACAAAAUUAUACACCAGAUUGGUGCACUUCGUGAUACAAUCUCAAAUACUGGAGAUUACGAAAUUCAUGCGCGCGAUUGUGAUUUUGAUCUUCUAAAUAUAUCCAAAAAAAAAAAAACAACAAAUUUUUAUGCCUAUAUGCCGAAUAACAACUGAGCUGUCUAACUGAGGAUAAGUGAUAAGCAAAUAUAUGUCUGUCAAGCUGCCAAUACUGACAUACAUCAUUGGAGUAGCAUGAGCUACUGUACUGCAUGUUUACUACACUUGAUGGUGGUAUAUAAAUUACAGACUUUGCUUCUAAUAAAUAUAAUAAGUGAAUUUUACUGCU
This is a messenger RNA of Vespa velutina, 2629 nucleotides long. RefSeq names its product UPF0047 protein YjbQ. The coding region runs from base 460 to 972 and encodes 170 amino acids. The transcript is spliced from 3 exons. Lineage: Eukaryota; Metazoa; Arthropoda; Insecta; Hymenoptera; Vespidae. The record is from RefSeq and is a predicted model, not a curated record.